Molecule: messenger RNA, 891 nt
Organism: Ectocarpus sp. CCAP 1310/34
Lineage: Eukaryota; Phaeophyceae; Ectocarpales; Ectocarpaceae
Source: the annotation of a GenBank genome assembly
AUGGAGAGGGAAAGCGGUGGUGCAGCAGCAGGGGAAGCAGCGACAGCGGAAGCAGCGGAAGCGACGGCAGCCGAAGGGGUGCGAACUCUCAGGUCCUGCCAAGCUAAAGGUUGCACCAAGCGGCCUUCGUACGGCAUGGAGGGCAGCAAGAAGCAGGAAUACUGUGCCGAGCACAAAAAGGACGGGAUGGUGGGCGUGAGGAACAAGUACCUAUGCGCCCACCACGGUUGCACCAAGCAUCCAACAUUUGGCGUGGAUGGCAGCAGGAAGAAGGAGUUCUGCGCCAAGCACAAGAGGGAAGGAAUGGUGGAUAUCUUCACCAAGAGGUGCGUCCACCAAGGCUGCACCAACCAUCCAUCAUUUGGCGUGGAUGGCAGCAGGAAGAAGGAGUUGUGCGCCGAGCACAAGAGGGGUGGAAUGGUGAACUUGGUCAACAAGAGGUGCGCCCACCAAGGCUGCACCACAAGGGCAUCGUACGGCGUGAACGGCAGCAAGAAGACGGAGCUCUGCGCCAAGCACAAGGCAGACGGCAUGGUGGAUAUCUCCCACAAGAGGUGCGCCCACCAAGGCUGCACCACAAGGGCGUCGUACGGCGUGGAUGGCAGCAACAAGAGAGAGUUCUGUGCCGAGCACAAGCAAGACAGGAUGGUGAACUUGUGGAGAACACGAGGAGCCGCGUCCAGCGAGCGAGUGCCCCAGCAGCCGCAGAUGAAAGAAAAUGUGCGGGUUCUCGACACGGUCGACCCCGCGGGAGCUCCUUCGGGCGCCGACGAGAGGGAAUCAGCAGGGGGAGGGGCGGGCGCAGUUCGUGGGAGGUGGAUGCCAGCAUGGAUCCGGUUGUUCAGAUCUCUCCCCCGUAGACGUACGUACUGUUGUAGACAGUCGGCAUGA